GAAAAGACCGGAAACAAUGUCGGUCGCGUCAUCAGACUCUGACUUGGAGUUCCAGUCGUACUCGGAGCGCACGCUGGCGCUGAUCAAGCCAGAGGCUCUCGAGGAUGCUGAGGCUAUAGAGAACCACAUACGGAACAACGGCUUCAUCAUACUUGCUAAGCGACAAGUCCACUUGACUCCAGAGCAAGCGGCGGAGUUGUACAAGGGCCAUUACGGGCGCCACCAUUUCCCGCACUUGGUAGCGCACAUAUCCCGAGGCCCGGUCAUCGCGCUCGUGCUCGCAGCUCGCAACGCUAUACAGAAGUGGAGGACGCUUAUGGGGCCCGCCAGGGUGGAGGAGGCUCAAGCGUACUGGCCAGACAGCCUGCGCGCUUGCUACGGGCGCCGCAGCGCGUUCGGCGAGUACUUCAACGGUCUGCACGGCAGCGAGAACCACGCUGAGGCAGUUAGGGAGAUACACUUCUUCUUCCCAACUAUGGUAGUCGGGCCAAUCCUCCGCCGCUGGCAAGUGAAGGACUACAUCCAGAAGCACCUGACCGCGGUCCUGAGUGGCGGGCUGACGGCGCUGGCGCACGAGCGGCCGGCGGAGCCCGUGGCGUGGCUGGCCGAGUACCUGCUCGACAACAACCCCAACGAGCCCAGCGUGGCGCCGCAGCCGCAAGACAAGCGGGAGGACCAGCGAUGCGUCACGCCGAGGCCCAGUGUGCUGUCCAAUCACUAG
Molecule: messenger RNA, 721 nt
Organism: Cydia strobilella
Lineage: Eukaryota; Metazoa; Arthropoda; Insecta; Lepidoptera; Tortricidae
Product: nucleoside diphosphate kinase homolog 5-like
Exons: 4
Coding region: 17-721 (234 amino acids)
Biological process (GO): cilium movement; negative regulation of oxidative stress-induced intrinsic apoptotic signaling pathway
Cellular component (GO): cilium
Source: RefSeq, a predicted model, not a curated record